Molecule: messenger RNA, 1488 nt
Organism: Exophiala xenobiotica
Lineage: Eukaryota; Fungi; Ascomycota; Eurotiomycetes; Chaetothyriales; Herpotrichiellaceae
Exons: 4
Coding region: 1-1488 (495 amino acids)
Molecular function (GO): iron ion binding; monooxygenase activity; oxidoreductase activity, acting on paired donors, with incorporation or reduction of molecular oxygen
Source: RefSeq, a predicted model, not a curated record
AUGUCUUCCAGCCAGGUCAACGUCUUUCAAUCAACUGCGCUGUUGGCUUUGGCCGUGGCAGUAAUCUCGAUGACAAUAUGGGUCGUUUCCAAAGCAAUUUCUGGCCCGCUUUCAGCGGUGCCAGGGCCAUGGCAUACCAGAUUCACCAGCGCUGUGACGAAGUUUAAGAUCUUGGCCGGGCAACGCAUCUUCUAUGUGCAUGAGCUACACCAGAAGUACGGACCGGUGGUCAGGGUCGAACCGCGAGAAGUCGUCGUCUCGGAUCUGGACGCCUUCCGAGAAGUUCACCGCAUUGGCAGCGGAUUCGUCAAGUCCGACUGGUACAAAAGAUCCACGCCAGGAAUCGAAGACAACAUCUUUGCAAUGACGAACGUCCAGGAGCAUGCCGCUCGGAGAAGGCUGCUUGCGCGCCCGUUUAGCAGAUCGUCGCUCUUGGCGAAUUUCCAGGAUCUGGUCUCGGAGCGCGCACGACUGGCUGUCUCCAAGAUGAAAGAGGAGACUAGUCGAGGAGAUUGCGACGUGAUGAAGUGGUGGACAUUAAUGGCUACCGAUGUCAUUUCACAAGUGGCGUUCGGAGAUGAAUCUCGUCUUCUCGAAGCCGGGCAAAAAAGUAGCUACAUCAAGGAUCUCGAGCUGGCUACCAUGAUCUUCGGGAUUCAAGGAGAGGUCCCAUGGCUAUAUCGGCUUAUGCGCCUGGUCGCACCUGGAUUUACACGAAAGUGCGAUGCAGCUCUUCAGAAUGUGAUUGACUAUGGGCUGUUGGCGGCGAGCCGGGCCAAGGAAGCCUCUCUGUCGCGACACAACAUCAUCAAGGGUCUACUCGACGCAAGCAAAACCGAAGGAACCACCUUGACGGACUUCAGCCUGGGCUCGCAAGCCUCUGCCCUAAUCGUAGCCGGGUCCGGCACGACCGCAGUCACCCUCACCUAUGCUGUCUGGGCCAUCCUCAGGCACCCGACCGUGCGGCAAAAGUUGGAAGAAGAGGUGAAGCAUCUGCCAGACGACUACGAUGACACAGCUUUGGAGAAGCUGCCGUACUUGGAGGCCGUCAUCACUGAAACUUUGAGGCUCUACGGAUCCGCCCCAGGGGCACUACCUCGCACCGCACCCGCCAAAGGUAUCGAAGUAAAUGGCAUGUACAUUCCGCCGGGGGUCACUCUGACUACACAAAGCUAUACCAUGCACCGCGAUCCUUCGAUUUUUAAGAACCCAGAAAUGUUCGAUCCCGAUCGAUUCUAUCUGAAACCUGUUCAGGGUGCGCAGAAAUAUGCGUUUGCACCUUUCGGAGGUGGGACACGGAUUUGUCUGGGCAUCCAUCUGGCCCAAAUGGAGCUGCGGCACGGGCUGGCAGAGUUCUUCCGUGAAUGUCGCGAUUUCGAGCUCUCGGAAGCGACCACGCCCAGUUCGAUGGCGAUGGAGAACUACUUUUUGAUCAAUCCGGUCAGCAAGCGCUGUAUGGUCAAAAGAACAACACCCUCAGAUAGUUAG